AUGAGACUCAGCCAACUUUUAAGAUGGAGUUAAACAGACGGUAAAAAUUUAUUAAUGAGAUUAUUUUACUUCACAUACAUACCAAUUAUUUUGAUUUUAGGUAAGUUUAAUUAUCUAUUUAUUAGGUUAUAAAUCAAUGAACAUUUAGGCACUAUUUCCCCAAUUAGCAUCCAAAUGA
Paramecium sonneborni is the source of this 178-nucleotide messenger RNA. NCBI's taxonomy places the organism in Eukaryota, Ciliophora, Oligohymenophorea, Peniculida, Parameciidae. The record is from the annotation of a GenBank genome assembly.